UCUUGAUCCAGCUUUCACACACUUGCAUCCUUCUUCUUGAUGUCUAAAAACUGGAAAAGGAGAUCCUGAUUAGUCUGAGCACUGCUGCUGGGACGGCUGAAUACAGUUAAGUUCUGGAUCUUCUGUCAAUCAUCUACUGUAAUAAUGACCAGGAACCAUCACGCUGCCGCAGCUACGACGGGCGCCACAGCUACCCCAACCCACUCACCAAAUGCAACAACCACCCCAGGCCAAACUCAUUCAGGAGGCCACAGUCCCAAAAAGUUCAUGAGUGAACGGCGCAGCAUCCACAUGCAAUCGUGGGCUGUUGCUGCACUGUGUAUUGUGAUUUUGUGCGUGGUGCUAUCAUCUUCUGUGUGUGUGUGGAAGAAGUGCUUGAAAAAGAAGGACAAGGACAAAGAAAAGAGCAAGAAAAGGGGAAAAGAGAAGAGCAAGGGAGGAUCUGACAAUGAAAUGGAUGGAGGUUACAUUGAGCCACUGAAAGGAUCUGCAAACAAAGAAACAAAUCUGUCAGAUAAGGAGACCAAGGAGGAGGAGACGCUUGGCAGACUACAUUUCACAUUAGACUACAACUUCACAGAUAAUACACUGGUAGUGGGCAUCUUGCAGGCUGCAGAGCUUCCUGCCAUGGAUGUUGGAGGUAGUUCUGACCCUUAUGUUAAACUCUAUCUGCUCCCGGACAAAAAGAAAAAGUUUGAAACCAAAAUUCACAAGAAGACCCUUGAACCCAGCUUCAAUGAGACGUUCACAUUUAAGGUACCAUACACUGAGCUGGGAGGGAAGACACUGGUGAUGACUGUGUACGACUUUGACCGUUUCUCAAAACACGAUGCCAUAGGAGUUGUGAGGAUACCAAUGAGCAGCCUGGACUUCAGCCAGUCUCUGCAGGAGUGGAGGAAUCUGCAGAAGGCAGAGAAGGAGGAGAGUGAGCGGCUUGGAGAUAUAUGUUUGUCCUUGAGGUAUGUGCCUACUGCAGGGAAGCUGACUGUGGUGAUUCUGGAAGCCAAAAACCUGAAAAAAAUGGAUGUGGGUGGAUUGUCAGACCCUUAUGUGAAGCUCCACUUAAUGCAGAAUGGAAAAAGACUGAAGAAAAAGAAAACAACGAUAAAGAAGAACACAUUGAACCCUUACUACAAUGAGUCUUUCAGUUUUGAAGUGCCAUAUGAACAGAUAGAGAAAGUGCAGGUAGGAGUGACCGUGUUGGACUAUGAUAAGAUUGGGAAGAAUGACGCCAUUGGGAAGGUGCUGCUGGGAUGCAACAGCACUGGCACUGAGCAACAGCACUGGGCAGACAUGCUGGCUAACCCUCGGCGGCCAAUAGCCCAGUGGCAUAGCCUUCAACCAGAGGAUGAAAUAAAUGCACAAAUUUCUAACAAGAAAUAAAACUGUAACCCCACUGGCAAGAGACCUUGCACCAACUUAUGUUCCUACUGUACCUCUCCUCUAACUCCCCUUAAAAACCUUUAAGCGACAUUGAGAAAAUCUAUUCAAUAUUACCCAGUUUUACCUCUGACACUAUUCACUAUUUCAGACUUUAGCAUUCUUUCUUUAGUAAGCCCCCUGUUCCUGCUUCUACCUAUUACACUGUUAUAAAGAGUUUUAAGCAAAGAUGUAUCACAAUGUACAGUAGCCUGCUAUU
Messenger RNA from Monopterus albus (swamp eel), 1639 nucleotides. It is a transcript of the gene syt1b, whose product is annotated as synaptotagmin Ib. The transcript is spliced from 10 exons. Gene Ontology annotation, biological process: synaptic vesicle endocytosis; calcium ion-regulated exocytosis of neurotransmitter. Gene Ontology annotation, cellular component: axon; plasma membrane; exocytic vesicle. Bases 145 to 1383 code for a protein of 412 amino acids. NCBI's taxonomy places the organism in Eukaryota, Metazoa, Chordata, Actinopteri, Synbranchiformes, Synbranchidae. Gene Ontology annotation, molecular function: calcium-dependent phospholipid binding; calcium ion binding; phosphatidylserine binding. The record is from RefSeq and is a predicted model, not a curated record.